This is a messenger RNA of Paramuricea clavata, 39535 nucleotides long. NCBI's taxonomy places the organism in Eukaryota, Metazoa, Cnidaria, Anthozoa, Malacalcyonacea, Plexauridae. The record is from the annotation of a GenBank genome assembly.
AAAAGAUGUGUCGAUUUAAUCCGAUACUGACUUGAAGCCGCCAUCUUGAAUGUACUUCUGCAGGCCCAGACCGGAAGCUGGCAAGCCUCAACGCUGAUUGGCUCCUUGCAAAAUUUUGCGCGAAAUCCGAAAAAUUUUCCCGGCAAAAUCGUGUUUGUUUACAUUGAAUAAACACGUGGAAAUCAAAUGAAAGCCAUAUGCUUGGAAAAUGUUGUUUAACUUCUUACUUUAAAGGUAAAUGGCACACGUUGUUUUGUAUUUUUAUACUUUUUAAUAAAACCUGUAUAAUAUGAGGUUUUUAUUUGUUGUAACUGGUCAGUAGAAAAAAUCUACUGAGAAUAUAUAUUGAAUAAAUUACCUUGAGUAUGUACAUGUGUGUUCAAAUAGCUUAAACACUGUUAUGUGUAUGUUUGCAUCGCAAAAAUCCUUUAUGCCGUUACAAACAGUUAAUAUAUAGAUAAAUAUUUUGUAUGUUUCUAAGUAAAGUACAUAGUGUUAUGUGUUGGGUUAUUUAGAGUUCCAUCUUCCUCGAUGAGUUUUAUAUCAAGUUCUGUAUCGACCAUAAUACAAUCUGUUGUAAUGUAGUUGCAAUCUGUAAGUGAUGUAGACUUCCUGUUUGCAUUUUCAUCCUUAUUUUGAGUCUUGCGACGACUACCUUUAAAAUCUUCAAAGGUCUUUACAUCUGCAGUUGGAGAAGCAGUGGGUGUUAUCAGUAAACUUAAACCUAAAUCUUCGGGCACUGUUGGCGUCAGCAUGUUUUUUUCUUGCUUUGAUGUACUGGUGUUCUUCGGACUAACAGAAGGAUGUCUUUUGCUCUAAAAAUGAAGGUUUGAUUUAGUGUAAAAAAAUACAUAUGCAUUUAUUCUACUUUCCCUAAUUUACCUUUGCACAUAAAAUAAAGGCAACUUACAGUAUAUUUUGGGGACUUCAAACUCCUUUUGUCCACACAUUUAUUGGAAAAAGACCUCUAAAUAAAUAAAAAGCGAAAUUAAAUGCAAGCAAAGUGACCAUCUAAAUACUAUAAAUAAUUCAGGUAAACACACAAUAACAACAACGUGCUUGACACCCAAAUAUUUGCUUAAUCAAUGCUUGAAUUUCAAAACCUUUUAAAGCCAUUUACCGCUUUCAUCUUAUCGAAAUCCAAUGCUGGUCUUGGAAUAUCUAUUUCGGAUAGCCUUCUUUUUAAACCCGAAUUUGAGAUAUGUGAAAACGACGGAUGCGAGUGACUUCGUCUAGGCAUCGUGGAAGACAGGUUACCACACUCGCCGCUUUGCCCGAAACUUACAACCGUUUCCAAUUGGUUGAUAUCCCUUUCCUCGCUUAUAAGUCGUAAUGGAAAGAACUUUGAGUCUUCCAGAGUAGAAUUAGCUGAUACAGGUCGGGGUAUAGGCGAUUCUGGGGGUGUAGACCAGCUGAAUGUCUCCCUGCUGCCAAAUUCUAACGAUCUAGCACCUGAGACCUUCGUACGGUCACUUCUCUUAGGUUUGACCGGUGUCCAUAUAGACGAAGGCUCUGGAUUCCAACUUUCUUUGCCUUCGUAGUCUUUAUACGGGUCAGAAAGCGAACGGCAUAAUCGUUUUUUCGCGGGUGGGUAGCUGUGACAUCUUGUAGUCACAAACGAUGAAGUAAGCUCUCCCAGUUUGCUGCCAUCUUGCAUGCAAGGCUUGCAUACGUCGUUUGUCGUAGUACGAUUUGUCAAUGUCCUCCUCUGCUGUAGUCUCGAAGUCCUUCGCACGGCGUCUAAACAGAAACACAUUUAAAUUAAGUAAAAUUGCUUUCUGGCGUUAGCUUACUCUUUAGUAAACAGAGAGAUGACAACAGAAUCUGAAACGUUAGGAUAAUUACAAGUAUGCAAUGUUUCCUAUCACGCGGUGUUUUGCAUCUUAAAACACAGCAGUCGGUUUUAAAAUAAUCUAUUGAAUAAAAAAAAAAGAAAUACUCUUACCACUAUUUGAUCUGUCUUUUGAGUUUUUUCUCGGUUGUUCUCCCAGAAUCUGUAAAAGAAAUUUAAAUAAGAAUAAUUAAAAAACUCCUGUGGAACAUAAAUAUCUCUUUACAAUUUCAUCGCGUCGAUGCGGUCGACAAAAUAUGAUGACAUAAAUACACUAAAAGGGACUUAGUCGAAAAAAAUCGUACCGUCUCAGUUGUCAAGAUCUCUUCCAAUGUUUGGUCUUGAAGUUUUUCUGUAAUUAGGGUUACCAUUUCGAGUAUAAAGCUCCAUAGAAUUGGCGAUUAGCACAACUCUCACGUAUCGCUUUCACCCGUUGGCAGCUUCGACGAAACGACAACAAAAUCAGGCCUGACUUUAGCGUAAGUGAAUUGGUUGCCACUGCCACGAACUACACACGCUUUUCUUCAGCUAAAGUGAAAGAAAACACGAAAAUUUCAGUAGGUAUAUAGUAGGUACAAGCCGUACAAUAAAAUGGUGUAUGCAACACGUUUUAAAAUUAAAAAUACAAAUUCACAUCAAACCAACCUGUGAAGAGAUCCAUGAUGACUUCAAAAUGGCGUAAAUCACUUGGACUUUUAACGUUUGCCUGUGCGAACAAAAGGAAGGAUACGUUAAUAAAAAUACGGUGACAGUAUCCGUUAGUUGGCAGCACUGGGAAUAUAAGGUUGAAUGUUUUGUAUCGACGGGCACAGCAAGCUCGAAACUAUUAUGACCGAGGUCACGACAAACCCGAAAUAUAAUACGGAUAAUUUAAGCUCGUUUACCUCCGAUUUAACAGAAUACCACCGCCAAUGCGUUGAAAUUCAUGUGCUCGAAGCAGAAACGAGAAAUGAAGCGAUUUAUUUACAAACUACGAUUGUAUACGUUGCUAGAAAUACUGCACUUCCAUAUGCACCCGUGAAUUUAGCCAUAAUCACAAUAACAAUCGUACACCAACGAAGCUAGCCAAUCACGUUACAGUAUCCAACGGAUACUCGAAGCUGAUUGGCUGUCAUGUGCGCUUCAUGACGUCCGCCGAGUUUUAUCAAUGGAAUUUUCAAUUCAUUGAAAAAUACAAACUUUGUACAUAAUCUGCGUGAAUUUUUUGUGUGUUUAUAUACCGGAUAAAUAAGAUAGAUUUCCUUCGAUUCUAUCUAGUAAGUCACUUAAGGUAAAGUAAAAAAUAACUAGAGAUGAAAAAAUAUUUAUAUUUUUUCUUGGCGGUUCCAUAUGCAUGUAACCUGUUGUUUAUGUAAAAGAAAUAUUGGGUUUAUAAGAAGUCAUUGGAUGAAAGCACGUUGAAAACGAACGCCAGAAUAAAUUAUUUUCUUACAAGAGGAAGUAAUGGUAAAAGAGCCUUUUUUAAACCAGUGCAAGUAUUAAUUUCAUAAGUGUUUAGAAGUUUCGUGUGCUAUAUAAAUAUUCGCCCAUUAGAAAGGUUGAUAAAAGAUAGUCCAAGGCGGAAGAAGCUAAAUUUAUUAUCUGAAAGAUUGUUUGGCUUGAGAGAUUGACAGGUCAUUAUUCAUUAUAUGGAGUCAAGAAAAAUUAAAAUAUGUGUGCCAAAAAUGAAUAAAUAGAUCGGUUGGUUCUCUUUUUUUUAAAAAAUACUUAAGACUACUGUGGAAUAUUCAUUUUAUGAUAUUUAAAACAAGCUGGGCUUUGAGAAAUUUCUUGACCAUUUUUUCAUUUAAAACAAUCGCUUACUAAAUCGCUCAUAAUCCACUCAUUAAAAUAUUUUGUGUAAAUAUGGCCUUUUGUAGCAUAUUAAAUAAAAUGCUCCCUUCGCCUUGUACGCAGAAAAAAAACACAUUCCGUACUAAACCGAAUGUUGCUACAAACAGCAGACGACAUGUUGGGAAUUAGCGUCUGUGUUUUAGUGGCGUUUUGAUUCAAAUGUGAUUCAAAUGAAAAUUGAAGCCUUGUGCAACGUGUACCGCCCGCAAAGAAAAGCUCGUUUAUAAUUAAAUGUCUUUUAUAGCACGAGGAAUAACAUUGUUUAUGCAAAUAUGACUUGAAUGUCUCUUGUUUUCGUAUGAGCCACGCUCUUGCAUGAAUAAACUAUACAUGCACAUGUCAUAUACAAUAUAACAUCCAAUUUCUCUGUCAACCGAAGUGGGGGGAAACUUGUUCCAUAAUCAACUAAAUUAUUUCAACUUUUUUUAAUUCACAAUUAUUUCUGGCAUUUAAACAACUGUAUUCUGGUUGGUUGCUUGGUAUAAUUAGACAUAAAAUAUUAAUUAAGCGGGAAUAUCUACAUUACAAAAUGAAAGACAGUGCCAUUCAUUCAAAUCAGCAGCAAAUACCAUUUAAAUGGAAAAAUUGUGCCUUUUCUUAUCUAAGAAACGGCUAGCUUUAAAAACUUAAUUUAAAACACAUUUACAUAUAUUGCACUAGGUACAUGCUAUUUUGUACUCUAAUGCACGCUAUAUACGCUUUCUCGUAUAUAACAUAAAUAAUAGCAUUGAUUGGUGCCAAUAUUUUUAACAGUGAAAGCUAUUCCGAAUAUAGUUAGGCAAGCACGUGAACAUUUGUUGUCGAAUGAAAGAAACAACGUUUCACGUUGUUUAUUUGAACUCCGGGGUAUUGCUGUAGGGCUUGUAGUCAUGGGAGAAUCUAGAAUGAGUUGAUAUUGACAUCUUACUUACUCAAUUCAAAAUCAUCAAUUGUCCAUAAUAUGACUGUGUCAGACUGUGUAGAAUAGUCCUACUUGAGCCUAAGAUCGGGAACGCCAAUUCUAGGAAGGGGGGGGGAGACGCCCCCUCCCCCGUUUAUUGGCAUGGGAGUAUUCUCCUAGCUGCAUAUAAUUACCCUUUGCUAUCCAAAUUAAAAUAUCAAAGUAAUUCUCUCUUUUUAUUAAUUAAGUGAGCGGUAAGGUAUUUCCUAAUUUCCAUGUCAAACUUGUUUAACCGGCAAUGAUUUUUAUGACACUCCUCAACGAGGCGGCUUUAUCUGGCCAUGGAGAAAUAAAAGCUUCUUGAAGAAAAUUAGCAUGUCUUCUGAUGUUUAUCUGGACACAAACUGAACACAUUUACUAUUAGCGUAGGACGAAGAAAGAAAGUGACAUUAAUUUUUAGUCGCUCCAUAAUUGAGCUGACUGACAUCGUGGCGGCAUAACCUAUAAAAUGAAGUGCCAAGUGGCCAUGUAGAGCACUGACGAGUGACGUGCAGAUCUUAAAAUAUCGGUCGGUCACCGACAUUGUCCGACGUAGAGAGGGGAGCACUGGCAGUGCCACUGGACAUUCUGUCUGACCUAAGUGGAUCUGAGACUGAGGUUUAUUAUUUGUCCGACCCGAGUGUAUUGGUGUCCGCCGAAUUCAGUAACUUUGUCCAACUUAAAUCAAAAUGUACCCUAGUUCAGGCCUAGAGGCUCGUAGAGUGUUAAAUGGAGAAUCAGAGUAAUGUAUAAAAAGUGGAAAUGUGUAUUCAAGUGCGGGAUUUUCACAGUGGGGUUUGGAAAUUCAUUGCCAAGAUUCAUAUGACUUUUCCAAAUUGUGUUGAUAAUAAAUUUGUGUCUGCAUUCAUAUACUUCUUUUUAUAGCCAAACUGAACUCAAAGUCAUAGGACAUCACAAUAUAUGUAUAUAUCCGACCCACACUCAAACGUCAUCGAACAUUUUGUCAGACGGUUCUGGUAUUUUAAGGCCUGCUGACGUGCCGUUGUUGACUGAGAUCUCUUGAACCAAAUGAUGAGGAUUAUGUAUAUGUAUACGAUCAUUGGAAACUUUCUGUAAUAGAGAAAAGCUCGAAAUUGAGAAACUAUUAUGAAAUGAAGAAACUAUUUUGGUAACAUUCUCAUAUGGAACACAAAAUUUUAUGCUUGAUGAAGUGCAAUUCGUGUUUCUAGAGCCAGUUUCGCAAAAGUUUCCCCACAGACAGCAUCUGCUAGCAGAUUGUGUACAGUCUGCUGCUUCGUGCUUUCGCAUAAAGAACGUUGGCCAAUGCGGGCCACUUAAACGAGUGUCUCAAGUCCCAACCUACCUUGUCGCGUCAUUGCUUGCAGCUUUACGCAUGCGCACUAAAGCACGUUAGUCGCUGAUCUCAAAGACGCUGCUCAAACAACUCGACACGAGCACCGCGCAAUAUCCUCAUUCUUCGCACACUUUGAUCUUGACCUUAAACAACCUUGCCACUGACCGUCUAUCCUGGAAACAUGGGCAUGAGGCAGAAAAGCACAUCGCCUAACGUAUUCGUAUCUCGUAUGUGGCUAUGAUGCGAACCUAAUAACGUAUACUAAAAGCCCGCCCAACACCGCCCAAUAUUGGCCAUUGUUGAUCCAACCACAUUGCAUGAAAAAUUUUAAUAAAGUUAAACCUUAUCUUCCAUCAUGCAUGGGACCUAGUCUCGUUCGUGUUUGGCUAGUUCUUGGUUACAGUAUUGUCAAUUUCUCUAUGUGCCAAAUUAAAUCUGUUAAAUAAAAUCGGCCUCCAUUACUAGAGAUAAUGUUCAAACUGAUCCAAGAAUGUCGCAGAUUAUUGCCUAUUGGACUUGUUUGAACUAACGAAAUAGAGUCUCGUUAUAAUAUCUCCAACGUAGUGUUUCGUGCAGUCUUGGUCGAGGUCUUGGUAGUAUUCAAUAAUAAACUAUAUAUAUAUAUAUAUAUACCGGGUGUCCCAAAAAAAAGUACUCCUGUUUGAUUCGUAAUAACUUCUAAAGAAGUAAAGCUUUUAAAGAGAAAUAACUUCCAUUAAAUAGAGGAAGGACUAACUUAGAUUUUGAUAUAUUACAGUUGUAUUUUACUUAAAAAUUCACGGAGAUAUUAAUGUACAAAAUCGGGAGCAUAUUUUGGGAUGUGUCUAAAAUUAGCGAAAAUCGGCAUAUCAAAUAUUAACUCCAGCGUAUGUUUGCUUAAUGACAUAUCAGGCUAACUUGUAUUUCGGCGAAUUAUCGUUAGGGUUUGUAAGGGAUAUGGCGUAGAUUUAGACAGUUUACAUGUAAGUCUUAGCUCAUUGUUUCCUGAAAUAUGAACGUUGGAAAUUAUGCAAGUAUUUAAUAACAGAUCUUUACAAACUUAAAUGUACAUGAAAGACUGACCAUGGAAGGCAGGCGCUUAAAUUUUUCUUAUUCUUAAAUAGCCUAAUUUUUUAUGUUUUUAAUGGGUUCAAACAGACUGAGUUGAUUAUUUCUCGGUUAGAGCAGGAUGGAUAUUAUUCUUUAUUGAAGGAAAUAAUAUUGCUUUUUGCAAAUACACAUCACCGUAUCAACGCUACUAUUUUGUUACGUUUUGUUCCAAAAAUGUUGCAUGUCUCUGGGGAGUUGCUUAAUUGUUAUGUCUUAUUGAGUUAUAUGGUUUGAUUGUGUUUCAUAUAAUUCUCAGUUUACUCUGAGCUUGCCAAGAUUAAGAAAAGGCAAAAGAGUUUGGGUGUUCUUAACAAGAUUUCAGAACGUUGCAGAAGUUAGAAGAGCUUCACAAUUCCAUUGUGACAGCAUGCCCUAAUUCAGAACUACGAACGAUCCAUGACGAUCCUUCGUGAUGCAGUGGUCUCAUGAAAUAAGGAAACGUAUUCGUGCUAGGAACACACGCGAAUUUCGGACGAAUAAAUCUUGCUUGUAUUUUGUAGAUAUAAUAAUACUUUGUUUCAUAAUAAACAAUUUGUCAAGUGUCAUUUAUUUACUGGUAAUAGUGCAUGUUUCAGUCGGGCAAAUCUUGAUUAAUAUUUGAUACGCCGUUUUUUGCAUAUUUCAGACACAUCCAGAAAUAUGCUCCCGAUUUUAAAGAUUAAUAUCUCCGUGAAUUUUUAAGUAAAAUACAACUGUAAUAUAUCAAAAUCUAAGUUAGUCCUUCCUCUAUUUGAUGCAAGUUAUUUCUCUUUAAAAGCUUUACUUGUUUAGAAGUUAUUACGAAUCAAACCGGAGUACUUUUUUUUGGGACACCCGGUAUAUAUAUAUAUAUAUAUAUAUAUAUAUAUAAUAUAUAUAUAUAUAUAUAAUAUAUAUAUAUAUAUAUAUAUAUAUAUAUAUAUAUAUAUAUAUAUAUAUAUAUAUAUAUAUAUAUAUAUAUAUAUAUAUAUAUAUAUAUAUCCCUUUAGGUCAUAUUGAGCGCUCUACAGGAUGAGCCAUGCCGCUUACGCAUUGCGCACGCUCACUGCUUGCAGUUUGAGCGCUCUGGCAUGGUUUUGAUGUCCCACAAUCGUGAGGCAUCAAACUGAUCAAAGGUAACUGUAAAUAGCAGUUACUUUCAUCCUGCUCAUCAGGCCCAUAAGGCCGACCAUAGAUAUAGGAGACUAGAUUGCUAACGCAUACCUAGCGCAGGCGGGGCCUACAUGAUAAAUCCAAGAUGGCGGUACAAGAGGGCAAAAAGACUAUAGAUUCUAUUACGAAAAUCAAGAUUUUUGCAUUUUUUUCCGUCGCAUUGUUUUGAAACUUGUUCGAUCAAAUUUUAUGGUAAAGAGAAACGUACCGCGAAGAUUUUGAGCAUAUAUAUGAUUGAAUUGGAUGAAAACUCGCAAAAUUAUCCAGCGAUAAAAGUUCGUGUGAAAUGGUCAGUUGGAGCGUUUUAUUGCCAGAAAUACUGUGCUAUGUUAACAUCUAGCCUUGUGAAUGGUGUUUUAUACUUGCAUCUUUCAUCAUCAUCUGCUCUGUCCUCAUAAUUAUGAAAAAUGAACUGUUAUGUACCUCCCCCCCUCCUUGCUUGUUAGAGAAGUAAACUGAUGAGAGCACUGGAUAAGGGUCUAUCAUCUAUGGUCUGUUAUAAUUUGCUUUCUAUGCAAAUAGUUAGAGUUACAUAUAUAGUACUAUAUCAGUACUAUACACGAACUUUUAUCGCUGGAUAAUUUUGCGAGUUUUCAUCCAAUUCAAUCAUAAAUAUGCUCAAAAUCUUCGCGGUAAGUUUCUCUUUACCAUAAAAUUUGACUGAAUAAGUUUCAAAACAAUGCGACGGCAAAAAAUGCAAAAAUCUUCAUUUUCGUAAUAGAAUCUAUAGUCUUUUUGCCCUCUUGUACCGCCAUCUUGGAUUUAUCAUGUAGGCCCCGCCUGCGCUAGGUAUGCGUUAGCAAUCUAGAUCUCCUAUAUCUAUGGUUCCCACUCGCUAAUAAACGCUUAAAUAACAACAAUAACUUUCAUCAUUUGAAUAGUUUAAAAAUGUAUUUGGGAUAGGUUUAACUUAAUGUUUAAGUUCCCUGUUUAAGAAAUAGAAAACAUACGAAUCUUCUCAUUUCAUGGCCAUGGGAAUAUCCUGCAUGAGUCUGCAAUCACGGUUUCAAUUUUUGAAUUGCAGAAUAAUUAGAUGCACUAUCUAGUGUACAUAAAAUAUCUAUGGGAAGCAUGCAGUAAGAACAGCUAUCUAUAUAUAAGAUUGCGUGAUUGCAGCCAAUUCAAAUGCACCGCGUUUGAUCUGGACUUUACUACUUACUAUAUGAGUACACCUGCCUCUAAAGUAAACGGAUUGCCAAAUCCGAUGUUGAGAAUCUUUUUUCCACCACAAGUAUAUGAACUACGAAAAACUGUUGCAUUGAGGAAGACUCUUCUAAGUGAUUAAAAGGAUAUCUGCGGGAAAUAUUAUGUACUUGUGAUAACAAAAUGCAAAUUAUAGAUUGAUCAAUCCUUCCCGACAACUUUCUUUUGACGGUUCGUUCUCCGGAAAUGUAUUGGAAAGAUGUAGCUAUAUAAUCCUACAGCAUUCUUUAUAAGAUUUCUCACACAAUUCCGAAAAAUAUCAUAAGGAAAUAUAUACCAUUAUAUAUUCUAACUUUGACCGAUUGAACCUUUCCCCUUAUAACUAAAAUUUUUAUCUAGAACUAAAAAUUUCAUCACAGCUUGAAAGAGCAUCACAAAAUUAGUAAUAUUCCAAAGUUUCGUUGCGAAAUAUUGUAAAAUGCGGAUAAUAUAGCCUUGCGAAGUUUGCCGUUUUUCAGUCAUUUUGUAUUACGCAUGGGAAAUUGACAGCCCAAUCGGGUGUUGGGACAUCAAUUUCCCGUUUGUAAUAUACAAAAUGACUGAAAACUGCAAAUUUCGCAGGGCUAUAUUAUCCGCAUUUUACAACAUUUCUCAACGAAACUUUGGAAUAUUACUAAUUUUGUGAUGCUCUUUUAAGCUGUGAUGAAAUUUUUGUCUAGACUUGUCUAGAUCAAAAUUGUAGUUAUAAGGGGAAAGCUCCAUUAAACGAAGAGAAAAUUACUUGUGUCUUUCCUGUUGACUUUCCUCCUGUUUAUUUUGGGGAUAGCUAUUUCUUCCCAUUUCAAUUCCAGCCCCUUCUUUUAGCUAUUUUGUCCCUCGCCCGUUUUAGACAGAGCUAAUUAACUCAUAGACAUAUAACAUACAAAGAGUACACAAAUUCGGAACAUGGGAUUGGUUUCACGCGGCGUCUCGCGUGUAAACUCGAAGUCGAAAGAUUUGAGUAUUGUUCUUCGCCAUUUUUGGCACUUUUUGUACUACAGUUCAUAUUCUUGUUAUGUCUUUGUCAUUACGUUAUCUUCAAUGUUGUCUGGUUAUUUGUGUCCUGUUAAAGAAGAAUUCAACCGUUGCCGUGACAACGGAGCCUUAAAAAGUCGGUAUUGUUUGUCAGUCGGGAACGCAAGCAAGCGCUCUUCAAGUAGUCAUCAAUCAGCUCUGACUUUCACCAUUCUUUUCUGACACUCGCGAGAAUAAAAGGCGAGGUCUAGCAUGGCAUUGUAAUGCUAUAUUGUCAAAAGAAAAGCGGGAAUUUACAUGAUAUUAUCUGAUCGAACGAUGAAAGAGAGAAAUGAAUAAGAUUAAAUCAAAUCUCGACUAUCUGUUUUAAAACAUCGUGUGAAAUAUUGUCGGUCCUCUUGACAAAACCGCAAUCUCACGCGCUGAAAUCGGCAGGGGUGUACGCAGACAUUAGUUGUGUACAAUGCCAAUGGCCGUCAAUGUUUGUUUCUAUCAGUUCUUUCUAUGCAUUUGAGCGGAGUUUUAACAAUAUCAAUCAACCGCAUGCAUAUAUAUAUACAUAUAUAGAUAAAGUAUAAUUUUUCGGCGCUGCAUGCCACUUGAUAUUUGAAAUAGGGUAUUUUCCUGACAAUAUUUGAUGUAAUAUUUUGAUAUAGUUUUCCUAUUUAAAUUUCAGAGCUAUAUAUCAAUAUACAGAAUAUACCAGAAUGUAUAAUGAAUCUCGUGAUCUCAUGGAGAAAAUGAUUUUCAAGGACAACUGUCAGUGUCCUUGAAGUUAUAUAGAUAUUCCAGCAAGAUAGCACCGAUCUAAAUUUUUCCUCUGACUCUGUCUAUAGUUUUCUAUUUUAUGGGAAAACUUUGAAGUACUUGACCAUCUAUCAGAUCUAUGAUCCGACGUUGCUCCCACUGUAACGAUAUUUCUAGAUUGCGGUGCUGGCUCACGCGUCAACGGAAGUGGAUUGGAUUUCCAAAUAUCUCUUGCACUGAGUAGGUUAUAUAUGUUAUUCACUAUGGGAAAUGUUUAUGUAUAAUUUUAAAAAACAUGAGACAACGUUCGUAAACAUUUCUACUUUAACAAACAUGAAAUGAAAGGGAGAUGAAUUGUCCACCUACUGGAGCGCAGAGCUGGGUUGCUGUGGUCCUGUCAGUUAUUGUUGCUCGCGUAUUGUUAUAUUAUUCCACCUUUAUUCCACCUUCAGUAUUCUUACAAAAUACAUGUAGCAGCUUUCGACUCUAUUUUAAGUAUCACCAGAAAUGAUGUUAAGUUAUUCCUGCCUGUUGCGAUCCACUGAAGAAUCACAUCGCCUUUUUAAUGUUUUAGAUAGAUACUAUUAGUAAGUAAGUGAGUAAGUGGGAGGGGGGGGGGGGGGGACUCAACCUCAGAAAGUCUCGUUGAAGGGCGCCUCUACAUGGCAGCCAUGCACCUUAUGACUCAUCUCAGAUCACGGAGCACAGCCACGGUGUAAGAAGGCUCAGUUAGGGGCUAAUCCUAACCCACCCUGUCAACUUUCCUUGUGGGAGGAAAACAGAGUACCCGGAGAAAACCCACGACUUUCAGUAGAGCGUUGACUGACUCUCUUCAUAUAACUUAAGUCGACGUGUCAUGUGUUCGCAGCGAGAAUCGAACUGAAGCCCAUGGGUGGUUCUGCAUGUAAUAUGUAGAAUCGACAUAAAACCAUUAGCUUGACAUAUUCCAGGUUUUCAAGAGUUGAGAAUAAACUAUAGUCUAUAAGAUCUCAUCAGACUCGUGUAUGGCGAACCGGUGCAUGUCAUAUAAAUGUACCAGUAUAUACAAAUUCCAUCUUAGCGAUGAAUGUAGGUCUCUCUGUCUCUAGUAACACUAUUAGUCACAUAUUGACACAAAUUGUAGUUAAUAUAAUGUACUUAUAGUCCCAUACACUGUACAAGUAGUAUAAAUUGAACCAUAUAUAGCUCUAGCUGUUGGUAUGACUCCAUCAACAUUACCUCUUUCAGUACACUCAAUUAUAUAAUCUCCCUGUAUAAGUAAUAAACACCAAAACAGUUCAUAUACUAUCGCCUUGGGGGCAGCAACGCAGUAUGUAAUAUAUAUGUUAUGAAUGUCAGUAUCAAUGAAACAAUACUGUGUACUUGAGGUAAAUACAGUGACUCGGUGUAGUGAUCUUCCGGCCUGUUCAAUUCGGCUUUUCCAAAUAUUUUAUAGAAAACUGCCUCGACCUUUAAUUAAUACUAAAACUUCUGUAGAUUGGGAACUUUUGUAAUGUAUAUGUUGAAAUGUAUAACCAUACAGGGUUGGUAUGGGAAUGAUUGGUGUGGGAUCGACAGAGAAUCUUAAUUAAUUUAACCACGGGUAACUAAUGGUAUAGUUGCAUGGUCUGUUCAAUUCAUCUAGCAGAUACUAUAUAUAAACUCUGAGUACUCUGUCAUUGUACUCAAUGAAAAUUUUUUACAGUUAAUCAGUUUCCCAGAACCCCAUGAUGUCUAUAAGAGCUGGUAAGACAAAUUGUCUUUGUCUGUGUAAUACUAUCUCGGUUUGUUCAUAUUACUCCAAUCAUGCAUUUAUCAUGUAAAGUAUGUUACUUUGAAGUUUAAUCUGGUAAACACGUUUGUACACGCCCCAUUUUAGUGAAUUCCAUCACACCGCCCUUCCUUAAACGUCCAUAAAUACCAAUUCACACAGGUGAUUUUGGGUUAUGUUCAUCGUAUGGUUUGGGCCUCUCAAGUUCAAUCACCUUGCCACAACCCGCGCACCCGAAAAUAUAUAUAUACAUGAACUUGCGGUUUAUAGAGCUCGACAACUGGCCUCUGUACUUCAGUUGGUUAGAGCGCUGCACUGGAAUCGCAGGUUCGAUUCCAGGCAGAGGACCUAUAGUGUUGCAUUUUCCGCAACCGUUCCUGGUUAGGUCUUAAAUUGUGUAUAUAAUAUGCUCACUUGGAUUAUCUACCAAACCCAGCAGUCGCAAAAUUAAAAAAUAGCAUAUUGUCAUCCAUCACAUUUAUGUCUGUAUGUGGUAUGCUCUUUAUAAACGUUUUUAAAAAAAAAUUGACACAGAUGAUUGCCACAUAUGAUUUUGUGCUAAAAAUUCAGUGUUAACUGGAACAUGGAAAAUGCCAUAUAGUUUUCCCAUGCAAUUUUCAAUUGUUUACAUUCGAUAACAACUUGUUAUAUGUUAUAAAAAAAGGUGUGUUCCAUUCUAUCAUGCAUAACGUGCAUAAUUGGUUCAAUUUUACAACUGACUGAUGUGCAUAAUUGGUUCAAUUUUACAACUGAUAAACUGACGAGUAUCUCUUAUUUUUUCAAAGGCAAAAAGCCUACGUUAUAUUGCCUGUAAUGAACAGGCGAGCUAGCUAUUGUUUGGAACUGAAUAGUGUGGGUAGACCUGCGGUAUACAGUGGAUUUAGUGCAUGGUGCGAAAAUCUUUAAAAUUUUUGUGCACCAUCAAAUGUGUAAACCCUAAAAAUUUGCCAUUAUUUUUAGUAGAGAAAUGUUUCCAGUGGUUUUACUUCCUAAAUCCAUAUAUACUACUAAUCCAAUGCCAUGAUUUGCGAACCUGUUCGGCACUAAUGUGGAUCUUAUAGUCCAGGCUAUCAUCAAAAGACGAGCAGUAUAGAGCCGAUGUCCAUUUCCCAGUCGACCAAUUGGGGAAUUGCCCUUACUUCCUUAGUUAUACACUAGAUUUUGUCCAGUACCUUAUUAAGUUCAGACCUUUCAAUGAUCCACUGCGUGCCUUGAAGUGCGUGGAAAUUAUUUUCCAUACAUGCACGGAGCUUCGAUGGCAAUAGAAAUAUGUUCUCACGCUCAGAUCGUCAUAACAAUCACUAGUCCUUAUAAUUUAUACACACCAAGCCGUCUCAUAGGUGCCACAGUAAUUUUAGUGAAACUACAGGGGCCCUACUUAAAUUGAGAGAAUUUUUCAAAUGUUUGCUGAAAAUAAUUGUAACAUUAUAUAUUUGAUGUUUGUGACUUUCAAUCCAUAUAACACUAUAAAAAGGUUUGAUAUAACUGUCAUCAAAAAUAUAUAUAAAGACUGCAUGGUAUUUGAGCCCAAAAAUUUAAAAGUCAUGCAUGCAUAUUUUAUAAUCACUGUCAAGUACUGACCACGGUAAAAAAAACACGGAACAAAUUAGAACACGCCAUGCAGUAAUUAUACUUCAAAAAUAGUUCUAGGUAAAUAUCAGCCGGAUGCAAAUGAUAAUUACAGAGACACAGAGGUGGAAUAUACUUUUAAUCUAGAGCUUGAAAUGUCCCCUGAAACAAUUCAUGACUGCCAACCAUCUCAUCAACUCUUGUUUGACCGGGUGUAUCAUCAACUGCCAUCAUGGUUUUUGGGUUUAACCCGUAAACCAAUGCAGCAUUUCGUCAAUUGGGCACAUAGCGUUAAAUAACUUCAAUAAACACUCACAAUCCGUUGAUUGAGAAGUUGACAUAGGUAUAUAUGCAGUAAUUAAUGUACUUACUUUUUAUAUGUUCACUAUAUUAUUUGCAUGUGCCUGUUGUGGAACAGCCAACGUUUAAGCAUAGUACUACAAUUGACUCUUGCAUGUCUCGGGGAUCUUAAAUUUGAAGUAGCAAAACGUAGUCACAUGUUGCAAAAAUGCGAAUGCAAAUGUGAAAUGUAUACUAUGGAAACUUAAAGUUCCGCUUUUGGAAAAAGUCUUCCUAUUUGUUUACAUAUAUUUCCCCAUAUCAAUCUUCGUGCCGCUAUAGGGUCCCUUGAAACGUACAUGCAUAUGAGAUGAAGAUAUGAUCGGAAUUGGGUGUGUAUACUGCUUGUUUGGUGUCAUAUGAUAGAUUCCCUUAUAUAACACUGUCUAUAUAUAAGGCUAUAUAUAAAAUAUAUAUAUAGAUUACAGUAUAUAAUAUUAAUAUUUAUAUAUUUUGAUUAUUGUCGUAUCCAGAUGGAUACAUUUUUCUUAUGAUUUAUAUUAUGAAAUACUAGCUGAUAUCUAUCUGGAUAGGCCAACUUGUUUUAUUAGAGAGGUUAAGAUACCCCGGUUUCGGUGCACGUGUACGGGUAGCAUGAUUUUGGUUAGCAAUAUUUUCGUCGAUGGGCUGUACCUUUACUCGUAAUUAAGGUGCACAUUUUUCGCAUUAUAUCAUUAUAUAUUGCAAGAAAACAGAAAAAGUAUGAUCGAAUUGCAGACAUCAGUAAAACAAGAUGACACUACUCGUACCCGUACACCGAAACCGGGGUAUCUUAACUUCUCUAUUAUCGGGUAUUUUUAGCCUGGUUUACACCAUCAAAGUUUCUGUGAUCACAGUAGAGAUUUUGCAUAAAAUUCUACGUUUUGAAGGAUUUGUAAGAAAUGUUUGAGGGAACUGAAUUAACGUUAAACACUGAGUCAGUUCAGUUCCUCGAACAUUUCUUACAAAUCUUUCAAAACUUCUGUGAUCAUGCACAGAAAUUUUGAUAGUGUCACUGUUAUACCAUAUAUUAUUACAGAUUUUGUUAACUGGGUGUAUACAGUCUAUACAAAUAUACUGACAAUAUAUAAUAUUUAUUGCCGCCAGCUAGCACUAGGGCACAGAAUACUAUACAGAAGUCCAUCUCCAUUGUUUUUUGCCGUAGGCGCUAUUCGUCAUGAUUCCAGCCUGAGCUCCACCUUUGAAUUUACUAUGUGAGUAAAUUGUUAAACACGUCCGAAUUUAUCAAUAUGAGAAAUUCGCGGCACCUAACCCGGCAACCCUAACCCUGCAACCCUAACCCUAAUCUAACUUUCCAAACCUUUUUUUGAAAAUCUAACUUUUUUUUUAACUUUUUUUUACUUUUGUUAACUUUUUACUUCCCACCCCGGCGCGACCAGCCUCAAGUUAUAUAGUGCUAUUUAGUUUGAGCCAUGCAGAACAUAUAUUAUACCAUGCAUGCAAACGUUAGCUUUAUAGUGCAGAUAUGUCACUUACCAUGCAUAUAUAACUACAGAUAUUACCAUAUUCCUAUAUAUAUUAAUCAAUUAAUAUGAAGUGCAAGAAACAAUUAUAAAAAUUAUAUAUAUUGGAGGGAUAUUAGAGUAUAAUUGACCAUGCCCAUGUGUUGCGUUUUUGUUUCAAUUGUGUCACAUGCGAUAAUGUAUAGUUUUUCAACGUUCUGCAACACGUGUUUGUUAUGAGGAAUUUUAAUUAAGUAGCCUACCAUUCUAAUUUGACCUUUCUAAUUUCAGGACAACGGACUAUAUCUAUACCUCACUUUUCUUAUUCUGACGUAUAUUGUUUAUACCAUUAUUUUAAAGUUUGGGGCAAACAUAAACUGCAUAUGAUCGUCCUCUAAUUAAUUUCGUGAUUAAUUUAUUCUUUAGACAUGUUUAAAACCUUCAUUAUGCGUAUCAUGUAAAAACAGAUAUAACAGAAUAGAUGGUUUGAAAGCCACACAGUUCCAUGAUAAUCAGUACAUGUGUAUAAAUAUAAAAAGAUAUUAACAUACGCGAUAUUUUGGGGAAACAGAUAAGGGACCGCUCAUUAUUUAUUGUACAGGGGGGGGGACUGAGGAGAAACUCUACAGUUAUAAAAUUUUUUCGUUGCCCCCCCUCUUAAGACAAGUAAAAUUUUCAAAGCCCCCCCCCCACAGGCAAAACAAGAACAUAAAUUCCCCCCCCCCCUCUAGCUCUUUAUCUUUAUUUAAAGAAACAAAAACUCUAGCUGUUUAUUUUAGAGAAAGAAAAAUAGGUAAUGGGGACCAAUAGACAUUCCCAUUAUAGACUAAUUUUUUAUCUUAGCAAAAAAAGUAUAUUCCCGGGAAGGGCAUACUAAAAUUACUAAAAUUCCAAAGUUUGGUUGCAAAAUGUUGUAAAAUAUGUAGAAAAUAUAGCCUUCCAAAGUUUGCAAAUUUUGUAUUCUUUUGUAUAAUUGCAAUUUUCGCAUGCAAUACAAAAGUGUACAAAAUUUGCAAACUUUGCAAGGCUAUAUUUUCCGUAUUUUGCAACAAUUCGCAACCAAACUUUGCAAUAAUUUACUUAUCUUAGUAUGCUCUUUCUAGCUGUGGUGAUUUAUUUGCAUCAAGGCCGGAUUUUCAGGGUGUGGAGAGGUGCGCACCUCCCCAGAGAUCGUUUUGCACCUCCCCUGAGAAUUUUUCCACCUCUCUUGAAAGGUCAUGCACUUCCCCUUGGGAAAGUUUCAAUGAUGGAACAAAGUGAAAAUGUGAUGGUUGCUUAGGAUCUACACUUUGUGACGUAAAAAAGUUUUCUCUGUAAAAUUGAAACAGUGAUAGCCAUGUCAAGCACCCUUUUAAUGCAAUGUUUUGAAAGAAACAGUGUAGCAAUUGUAAUGAAGGGCAAGAUUGGAGUCAUACAUUCAUAAUUCAUUAAUACACUGGUACAUGUUAUGUACACUACAUGCAUACCUCACCUCGUUGAUAUUGGCCUGUUCUACAAUAAGACCUAACUUUCCAUGGGAGUUGUGAGCUAGACCGCUGCACCUCUCCUAAAAUUUUUGUCCACCUCCCCCACUAUUUUCACCAAAAUCCGGCCUUGAUUUGCAUCUCUUUGCCUAGUUCUAAAAUUAGUCUAUAAUGGGAAUUGUCUAUUUACAUGAACAUGAGAGACUUUUUAUUUGACUUCCAUUUAUGAAUAUUAAAGUCUAUAAAUAUUGUUAUUUGUUGUUAAGUUGUUUUGUGAUACAUUUUUAAAACUACUAAUGUUUUUUCAAACUGGUAAAUAUUUUCAAAGCCCCCCCUUCUUUCGUAUCUCUGUAUUUUUUCAAAGCCCCCCCUUUCAGGUUUUGAAAAAUUUAAAGGCCCCCAGUUUCUCCUCAAUCCCCCCCUGUACAAUAAAUAAUGAGCGGUCCCUAAGGCUCGAUUUCACAAAUGUUAAUUGACACAUAUAUAGGAGCAAGCACAUUUAACAAAUCUCUUAUUUGUUUGCUACCGAGCCACUACAUGAAAAUAAUUAACAUUAUAUUUCUCAAUUUGAUUGUAGCUUGACUGUUUUGUGAAACCCACCCCGUAUGUUGAAAUGUUGAACUCAACAUGAUAACAGGCAGUCUCAGUUUUAUCAAGUGUGGUCUGGAUAAUCAUGAACAUAUGUUUGGUCAAGGCUAUCCAGUCUCAAACCUUACGCUGACCUAUAUAGUAUAAGUAUAGUGGAUGAACAGAAAAUUUCACCAUUCACUCACUGAUGCGCGCGCAUGAUUAUGCAGGUGCUCAAUUGCAUGGCAGUUAUUUUGCAGUUAUCAGUUUGAGAUAAUAUAUAUUUAAAAAUAUUAAUUCUUUUCAUGCUUUGUUCGUGCCAGUGAACAGAUCACAUUUGGUUGUAUGUUUUUGCAAGCUUUUUCAUAGUCAAGUUUUCAUUUAUCUUAGCUAUAACCAUGGGCGACGUUUUUGGCCAUUCCCCCCCCCCGUCGCCAAAAAAUUUCGGUCAGUGUACCAUUUUAGGGGUCAAAAAAAUUUUCCGGACAACCAAAAUUUUUCGGAGCAUAACACAAAUUUUCCAAAAAAACAAAAAAUUGGCCACAAAAUUUACUUAAUUUUAGACAAAAUUUACAGAAUUUCUCCCAUUUUUUUUUAUUGCAAACCAAAAUUGCCCGACUGUUGAUCGAAUAUUGCCCGACUGCCCAACAAACUGGGGGGGCUACUACCGCCCCCCCCCCGCCCGGUACGCCUAUGGCUAUAACACUUAAUAACAGUGCAUCUUAAGGAGGCUCCCUACAGUUCCUGCGGGAUGUUCGCGGGACAAGUACGUGAACUAUCCCACGCAACUGCAUGAUCAAAACAAAACAAAAAUUGACCAUGCUUUUUUUAAAAAUAAAGCUAUUUCUGAAAGGUUUCUAAUGGAUAAAAGCGUUGAAUAAUACUUCGUUUUGAGUGCCAAAUCACUUGCGAGUCUAUACAGCAAUUCUACAUAUGAUACGAAUAUCACUAGACCAAAAAAUAGCUACGAAACAAUAUUUUAAAAUUUUUUUAUACACUGUCAACUGACUCAACUGUAAAACGUUUGCAAAAUUGCAUACAAACGUUUAAAAAGUUGUUUACUUCUCAAGAAAACGUUCACGUUUUUAGUCGUGUUUCUACAAGAUUAAAGUGAUUAUAUGUAAACAGAAAAAUAUUCCAGUUUCAUAGCCUAAUUGUUCAUUUUUAGCAAAAAGUACAAAACCAAACAUGAAACAAAAAAACACGUCCACCUGUUAAUAGGCUGUUACAGCUCACAGAUUGAGUAAACGGCAGGAUUCAAUUAGCUUCAACCUUGUUUUCAUCGAUUUAAUCCUUCACAAUAAUCCUUGGCUGUCCGUAGCACUCAAAUAAAUCGAAAAGUUGACAAAAACAAAACAGUAAAAACAAUAUUGCGGGUCGAUUUUGCUGAAUGAAAACUCGUUCUGCGCCCGCGUACAAUCUUUUACUAGUCAGCGACGCUUUUCAAUAGGGGAAUUUCUCGAGUUACACGAGGCUAUUUUCUAACUUUAUUUGCAUUUUACUCAUUAGUUUCAUCGGUGACCUAUCUUUUAAUUUUGACCACGAAUUUAUUUUGCGGUAAAUUUUAUAAAUUUCAAAUAUUAAAAAAAUCUGUAGUGUGGAAAUUUCGCAGUAAAUUUUUCGCUUUUAAAAAAAUCACACACUACAGAAUUUUUUUAAACUUUCACCACAGUUGCAGAGCAUCAUUCCUUAUUGAUAUAUGAAAUAAAAAAGAUAGGUCACCGACAUCGUUUUUGAGAUAGCGGCACAUUUAUGGGUUAAAUUGGAAGCCUUUAUGCUGUCGUCAUGUUGCCAUGGGAACAUUGACAUCGUCGAAAUCUAGUUCGAAAUAUUCCUUAGGUGACCAAUAUUGCCACCAAGUCGAAAAGAAUUCGCGUUCUGCACGAAUAAGCCUGUUUUACGGAAUUAUUGCUUAAACAAAAAUAACUGUAGGGAGCCACCUUAAGGGCGAUUCACACUGCACAACUUUUGCCUGAAACUGUCGCAUGCAACUUGCUUACAACUCGAGUUGUACUGUGUAAAUGAAGCAUACAACUCCCCUACGACAACUUUGAACUCAAUUUAAGAGAUUGACUAUGAUAUAAACUCGGCCAUCUGCUUUUAUCUACGACUAUAUAUGUCCGCAACCUGACAGAGGUGAGACCCUGUGAAACAAGGUUGCUAUAAACUGUAAUAUUUUGUUUAAUUUGAAAAUAUUGUAAAGUUUAAUUUGAAAAUAUUUUUCACCUGAAUUAUCUCCUACCAUUGUAAAGAAGCAGGCGGGCCCACCGGGGCAUCACCCGGUAGCCCGGUGGGCUAAUCCGCCCCUGUUACUGGGUAUGCCCGACCUCUGUACAACCGGACCCAUAUUUGCCGAAUUCAUAUCAAAAUCGAAACGGGUUUCAGUUUGUGAGGUCAAAAAGAAGCUGGUAUUGAGGAUUUUCGGUCCAUAUUAAUUCAUAUCUUUUCUAUUUAUCAAGUGCGGCAUUUGUGAGACCAGAUACAUAGUUUCGUAGCUUUUCAGGCAUUUUUACACAGUUAAAAAUGGGUGGUCUCUGCUUGUUUUUUACGUACUGAAUAACGGUUAAUACUGCGGUAUGUAACCACAGAGAGAUUAUCCAGAGGAGAUUAUCCAAGGCGCCUAUGCAAUGUCAUAUAGUGACGUCAUUUACAAAAGAUUACAGGGCUACAACUCAAUGGGCUAUAAGGAAUGUUGUACAGCUUACUUCAAAAUGACAAGGUCAAGCAGAUGCUAUAUACGUAUACGCCAAUCAAUUAUUUUACAGCAUUUGUGUGAAAAUUGUGUAUUGUAUUUGAAUACAUCUCAUUAUUUAACCAGGCCUAGAACUCGGGCAUCAAAGUUAAGCACAUCCUUGUAAAGUAUUUGAGCUUGGCUUCAAGCUUUACCAUGUGACAGAAAUACAACGUAAUGAUUGGUUAAUCAUGAAUUUAAAAAUUCAUUGACAUUGUGAAUACGAGAAUGAUCUCCACCUGACUACUCAUGCAGACUAUUAUAUACUAGCUUCCAGGGUCUUUUCAGUGAAGAAGAAGAACGUUUUUCCAUCUUUUCAAGUAGUUUUAUUCAUUGAACGAUGACAGUUUACUAUCCGAGAACACUAGUUACAUUGGAACCCCACAUUUGAGAUAUUUAAUUAUUAACCAUGUUGGCUUGAAUUGUAUAUAUAAGCAAGAGUGUAGUAGACUAUAUCAGUGGCAUAGGAACCAGAGGAGGCUUUGGGGGUGCCACUUAAUAUUUGGUCAACAUUGUUCUCGAAAAGCAGCAAGUUACUAAUUUACCGGAUUCCUCGAAUAAUCUCCCCCACCAACCUUCGCUGCUUCAGAGCGCUCUUUUCCUUGUGCAAACAAUAUCGCUCCACGACCUGGAACAGUCUAGAAUGUCCCAUAUUAUAAUGGAAUUUGCAAAUAACCAGAAAUUCCCAAGAAAGAUGCCUCACUGGGACUUCGUAUAAUCGUAUGGGACAAAGUUUUGUCAGUUAUGUUUCCAGCAUUUACAGGGCCUUAUCGUUCUCUUUAUCGGUUGUGCAAAUAAAUACAGUCGAAUAUCUAUUAUAGCGGACACUGUCAGACUUCGUAGAUGUGUCCACCUUCUACUUAAUAAGGGUUAGGACAUGGAGCAUUAUAUUAAUAUUGGGACCAGAUCUCGCUGAACGGGACACCUAAAUUAAUUAAGCGGAUAGGUGUCCGUUAUAGCGGUCCGUCUGUACCUAACAAAUCAUUCAUGGGAAAUGCAAUGCCACUUAAUUCGUCAAAUUUCAUGUGUUUUAAAUGCAUUACAUGUUUUCAACCAGCUUAGAGAGAGGAAUGCUUUUAAUACAGUGGAUCACCCAGUCCCUAAAACAAUUACAGGAAUUUGGGGCAUGCAUAUAUCUGUUACAUACAUGCAGUAGUUAUGUUUGAAAAUGCCUGGUAUUAUAAUGCUACUUGCUCACCUUAACCUUCUAUUUCACACCAAAUGUAGCUCCAUGUAUUCAUACAAAGUUUGCCAGUCUUAAUUUCCCUAAAGCCUCUCAACGCUAUAGGCGAUAUAAGUUUUCCAAGUCACUGUUAUGCACCAGCUAGAUUGAUAUACACACAGUUUGUAUAAUGAAAAAGCUAAAUAGAAUGCCAAAUUUGUUGAGCAUCGCUUACACAGGUCCUUGUCAAGUAAUCCUAUUGUUAAAGCCGCCCCCUUAAUCUCUCCGAAUUAAUAUUCCAAAUUAAAAAAAAAUUUAAAAUUUCACAAGUUUGACGUGAUCUACGCGUGCCUCCUUUCAAAAUCAAAUUAUCACUCGCCAUGCCAAUCUUACAUGUGUUGCCUCACGUUUUUCAAACCAACCAUCACGGGCUGAUAGGAUGGCGUUUGAUUUACUUACAGUGAUAAUUUAUUCUCAUAUUUGCAAUCCUCUAUCGACAAAAUCAAUAUUUUGGUUUUUAUGAAAAUUAGAGAAGGCUCAAAAUUAAUCCUCGUCCUAUUUUUAUUAAAUGUAAAUCGCAUUUUGCAAUCGUUGUUUGUGUACAGAGCCGCAGAGACGAUGUCAGGAGGCGAUGAUGACAUUCCUUAAGCCUGGUUUAAAUUAUCAAAGUUCAGUCUGUGGACUGUGAUCAGUGGCAUAGCCAGUCCGACGAUUGGUCCCGCUAUGCAAAUUUCAACUCAUCAUUACAUUGAUAUCAAAGGAACUAGAUUCUGUUCUGAAAUAUCACAUACUCGAACCGACCUGACCGCGUAGUUCAGUUGGCAGAGCAUUGGGCUAGCAUUCCAAAGGUCGUAGGUUCAAUUCCCACCGUGGCCACUGGCCAGCUAUAUUUUUCAAGCUUGCCCGGUGUGGAUAUACACUCAGAGUAACAUCACAAGCAUCAUAUUCACCUGAGUACAUUACACCAACACAGAAAAAAAAACAUCAUUAUUCAUUUCUUCAGACUGAAUUGAUUGUGUUGAUACUUUAUAAACAUGGCAAUAUUCGUAUAGCCGGACCGAAUCGUCGGGCUGGCUAAUGCCACUGGCAGUGGCACUGACUGUGAGUGAUGUGAUCACAGUAAGCCGGUGCAGCCUUUAGACCGUACGUUGUAAUUCGUUGUAAUUACGUAAUUCACUUUCCAUAAACAAGAUUAGUGAAUGUCCAAGUUAGUGAAUGUCUCAAAAAUAUUUUAAAGUGGAAUGGGCAAUUAAAAACAGAGACGUGAAAAACUAGUUUCAUUUUAUUGUUACACUGCGUACAACGAAAAAUUAUUGUUUCAAGCAGGAUUUGAACUCGCAUUAUAUCUUUGGCUUAGACCGAUCUACCCAUUGGGUUAUCGAGUCAACGGGGAUUGGUAGCGAGUCUUAUCCAAUUUAGGAGCAAUUUAAUUGUACAGAUGUUUUUGAAACUUAUCGAUGAGCUUACAUUAUAUUGAUUCUUUCAUCUGAAUAAGCCUAUAGCCUCGUCUCUAUGCUUACCAAUUAAGAGUCCUGUUGACGAGGUAGAAUUUGUAGAAAGGUUAUUCACAUUGUAAAAAGAGUUACAGUUUUAAUGGACAGCCGGUCAUUAUGAGAGGUAACUCAUGGAGGAAAAUAUUUAUCAUUUUUCAUCAAAGUGAAAGUGAAGCCAAAGGUGGAAGAUGUUGGAUGUCCGUUUUAAUAUUUGAUGAAAACGGAUUGAAAUGAACCAAAACGACCGCAUUGAGUGCUUAAACCAGCGUUAAAAACAUCCACUUAUACUUGGCUUCACUUUCAGUAAUAAGGAUACUACUCUAGUUGUGUAUUGGGCUCACUGGUUUGGAUACCAGAUUACCACAUGCCAAUGGCUUACACACGUAAAAACACACAGGUUGUUUAGUUGUUACAGGUCUGCAAACAAGUUGUUACACAUCUGUUCACAAGCUGUCGACAAGUUGUGUUUGCAUCAUUUGUUCCCAGUUGUUGUAACAAGUUUGGAACAAGCUGUUAACAACUUGUAACAAGCUUUAUGGCAUUAUCAGACUUGUUACAAGGUUGUUCUAACAAGUCUGAUACAGUCAUGAUAUAACAAGAAUGUUACAAGGUUGUCGCCAAAAAAUUUUCGGUCAGUGUACCAUUUUAGGGGUCAAAAACAUUUGCCGGACAUACCAAAAUUUUUCGGAACUUCACACAAAUUUUCAAAAAAACACAAAAUUUACAACAAAAUUGACUGAAUUUUCGACUAAAUUGACAGAAUUUGUCCCAAUUAUUUUUAUUACAAACCAAAAUCGCCCGACUGUUGAUCGAAUAUUGCCCGACUGCCCAAAAAACUGGGGGGGGGGCUACCGCCCCCCCCCCGCCCGGUACGCCUAUGAGCAAGGUUGUUACAAGUUGUUAACAGCUUGUUCCAUACUUGCUGACAACUUGGGACAAGCAGUGCGAACACAACUUGUUGACGGCUUGUUGGCAGACUUGCUACAAGAUGCGAGAUUUUUACGCGUGUACUACAAGAAUUUUAGAAUAUGUGCCAUGAAAAAAUAUUUUUAAAACUAAUAGAACUUUCCAUUGUUAUUGAUUCUAUCAUAAUUUAUGGUUAGUAAAUUGCAAUUUGGCGUUUAGGUUCAAAAAAUAAUAACAAGUCGUUUUUUAUGCCAAAAUGAAUUUUUCCCUUUGUUCGAGACUACUACCAUGCAAUACAAAUAUUUUUUCUUUGUGGUCAUAAAAAGGUCAGUAAUCCUCAGUCAGUAAUCCUCUUUAGCCACGACCGUCGACCAUGCGCCAUUCCACGCCACCGCACAGUUUUGACAAGUUAAAUAGUUAAUUUCCUUUUUCUGUUGGUUUUUAAGACGUAUUGAAGUGGUUUAAGUUCUUACAAUUUUAAUUUGCGUGUUUUGUUAUAUAUGCAUGUGCAUGAUAGUCAGCACAUAUCAAGUUAAUAAUUAUUGGAUAAGGUUGAACGUGAUAUCGAAAAUUAUCACGGCCGAUCGGUUGUGUUAUCUGCCGAAGCCGUAGACUGAGGCAGAUAACACAAACCGAGACCUUGAUGAUUUUCAAUAUUACGCGAAAACCGAAUUAAUUCAAUAAUUAUUCAAUUAAUUCAACAAGAUUGUUUUAAUUUACUGCAAUAGUUUUACAACUUCAGAAAAGAAUCUUUUUCUCUUGAGGUUCGCUUAUCUUUUUCUCUUCAAGACACUCGUUUUAAUUCUUACAUGUAAUGAUGUCUUAGUACGUUUGUAGCUCGUUUAGUAUUUUCCGCUUCAUUUUAGUUUUUGUACAUCGCUUUCAGUUACCGAGACAAAUCUUGCCAUGGCUCAAUAUUUUCUGCAUGUAAAGAAGUUGGCUUCAAAUCCAUUUAUUGUUCAAUCUAUAUUUCUAUACUUUUACAUAAAUUACAUCAUUAUGGCAUCCGUGGAGCGAUCAACAACUGGUUUAGAUCUUAUACCUAACUGACAGAAUACAGACAACCCAAAUUAGCCAUUCCGAAAAUUGAUGAGUGGACUGGGGAGGAGUGUUAAAAAGUGGCCAAAUUAAGAAAUGAACCAAAUCACUAAAAAGACCACCUCAAAAUUAGUAAGUAUACAAAGUUUGAAGACGUUUACAUGAAUAUUCUUCGAAUAAUAAGCUUUCGAAAAUCCGAUAUUUACUAUGAAAUGUAUUGCGCGCCCCAAAAACAAUCUUUUAAUGUCAGCCAGAUUUCAUAAUUUUCGAAAGCUUAUUAUUCGAAGGUUAUUCAUGUAAACGUCUUCAAACUUUGUAUACUUACUAAUUUUGAGGUGGUAUUUUUAGUGAUUUAGUUCAUUUCUUAAUUUGGGCACUUUUUAACACUCGUCCCCAGUCCACUCAUCAACUUCGGAAUGGCAAAUUGGUGCUGUCAUAUCAUCAAAACAUACAGUUAACUUGGGUGUUCCACAAAGUUCAAUCCUUUGUUCAGUUUACUUGUUUGCUGAUGAUACGAUAAAAAAAUAAAAUCUCUAGAAACGAUUAUCAACAGAGAAUUGAUAGGAGUUUGGGGACCGGCUAAACGGAGAGUUAUGAAGUGGAGAGUUAUCUCGGAGAGUUAUGAUUUCGGAGAGUUAUGAUUUCGGAGAGUUAUGUUCGAACCACGCCCAAACCACGCCCACUUUUCCCAACGACACACCAAAUUUCUUAACUCUCUCGACGUUUCCUUGAACUAACAUGACCCGGAGAGUUAUGUUUGACGUAACUCUCUCUCGUUAACAUUAUGAAGAUGUUAGAGAGUUAUUUUUUAUAACUCUCCGCAAUGAAGAGAGUUAUGUCAGUUGAAAACAACUUCCACAUAUUAGUAAAUUUUUGUAAAUUUACUUUUUUCUCAAGUGUCAGCUUUAUCAGUUCACGCUAGUAGAAACUAAUAGUACUUUACUAACUUUAGUACUUACCAAGUUCAUCUAUAUGUAAAUGUUUAUAUACUGCUCACUUGGAUUAUCUAGCAAGACCAGCAUUCAGAUACAGCUCUCGUAUUAGAUAGAACCAGAAAACGUUUCCAACGUAAUCCCCUAUUGGCUAAUCUGGGAAAGUAUUUCCAAAACCUGAAUUGCUGAAAGAUUCAAUUUAUUAAUUUUAUUGCAACUUUGCUUACCGUAUAUAUACUGCCAAAUACACGUCAAAGGGGGUACUUUGACCCUUCUGAUGCAAGCAUCUCAUUGUUUUGACCGAGUCAAUUUGUACUAUUUCCUGUUUUGAAGCACGCUAUUGACACGCUACAAACUGAAAUACCAAAAUAUGAUAUGAAAAUCUGAAGAAACAAGCUUUACUAAAGUUUUCUCAAAAAACUGACUUAACUCUAUUCAUUGCCAUAAUCGUGAACGUGGAGAGUUAUAAAAAAUGAUAACUCUCUAACAUCUUCAUAAUAUUAACGAGAGAGAGUUACGUCAAACAUAACUCUCUCAUGUUUUAGUUCAAGGAAACGUUGGGAGAGUUAAGAAAUUGGGUGUGGUUGUUGGGGAAAGUGGGCGUGGUUUGAACAUAACACUCCGAAAUCAUAACUCUCCGAGAUAACUCUCCGGUUGGUAACUCUCCAUUUAGUCAUGCCCAGGAGUUUGUGAAUGGCUAAACACAAAUAAGUUAACCCUCAAUUCAAAGAAAUCCAACUAUGUUAUCAUUCAUCCUCACCAAAAAAGCUCGAUUAUCAAGUUAAAUUAAAAUUGUUUGACAAUCAUUCCAAUAACUUGAUUAAUACUGAAUGUAAAGAAUUUAUAAAAUAUUUAGGUGUUAUUGAGUAGAUGGUAAUCUCACAUAGAAAUACCACAUUGUCAUUGACAACAUUGCAUCUAAAAUAAGUAAAACAAUUGGCAUAAUUACAAGGUUUGGAUAUUUUGUACCUCUGUCUACCUCUAUAUAACAUAUGCUAUAACUGUUUACUCAAAACUAACUACAACAAUCACAUCCUAGCUUUGUAAAAUCAGGUGUUAAAAUUUGGAAUAGUAUUCCCACUCAUCAGUUCGAGAGUUGGGUAGAAAAUAUUUCAAUUUAAUUAAUUAACCAUAUUUGAGAUUGAGGACGAUUAUGUUGAUGUGCCCACAUUAAAUAUAUGAGUAAGCAUGGAAAAUAGUGCUUCCUUCGAAAUUAAUAGGAAAUUAAUAGGAAAUUAAUGCUUCCUUGUGAUAAUGAUGUUUUGUGCUGUCAGUAUAUUGGGCUACUUUGUACACAGUUUGUACAAACAGGAAUAAUUUCUUAUUAUAACAGAGCACAUCUUAUUUAAUUUACUAUCCGCCUCGAUCAGUUUCCGCUAUUAGCGGAUAGUAUUGUAUAUACAGAUUGUUUAUAUAUUUAUUAAUAAAAUUUGAUUUGAUUCAGUUGAUUUGAUUUUCAGUCAUGGUGCUCAGAGGCGGCAGCCGCCAUAUGUAUAUGCGCAACACUUGUAGAGUUUCUCCUAAAUCCCUAUUUCUCUAACUCUUGUAUACAUAGAAAUAAUAGAUUACCCAUACACCGUACAUUUGCAUCGCAUGAACUUAUGAUUAUAUACAUGAACUUGUAGUUAGAGCUCGACAACUGUCUCUGUCAGCUCAAGUUGGUUAAGUUGGUUAGAGCGCUGCAUCGGAACCGCAAGUUCGAUUCCUGCCAGAGGGCUCUCUCCUCCGCAGAGGUUUCAAUGAGCUUUACAUGGCGCUUACCGUAUCGAACCGCUGUGGGGAAGAGAGAGGCCAGAAGGCCUAUAUAGACUCAUUGCACUGACGUCACAAAUCCUUAGAGUGUCCUCUAGAUGCUCCCUAACAAUAUCUGUUCGGGUAUACAACAACCACAUACAGCGCAAAAAUUAACCACUUUAAUACAAAAUUAUUAUAAACCUUUACAAAAUUAGUUUUGUUUACAAAAGUUAUAUUAUGCAUAGAAUGCUAAAUUUGUCUUCCAGAUGCAUCGUCACCGGCGUUGUGACGUCAUGUGCAAUGGGUCUAUACAACCUAUAUAUAUAUAUAUAUAUACUCUACCCAGCCUAGUCCCAGUCGUUCUGAAGCAAACGCGGAUACGCGGAUGUGGUAUAAGACUGGGACCUAAGUGUGACGUCACAGCUCGCGCUGAAGCGCUCGGCACAGCACACCCAGGCAUAAAACUUAUAAAACACUUAGAGCAGCGUUCAGCGCGAGAGCCUGGGACUAGGCUGUACUCUACCCUUAGGUUCACUAAAUGCAUCAAAAUUCCGCUCGAAAUUUCCAUCUACAAAUCCCUUAAACCUCGACUACACAUUUGAUUAGUAUAGCUGGUAGUUUAUAUGUGGUAUUUUCAGUGAAAUCGUAUACGAAUUCUCAUAUGCUGUAUGGCUGUACCAAAUGAACCAAUUUGCAUGUGCGUACAUUAUGUCUCGUCACCUCGUCAGUAAUAAUCUUAGACAUGUCAAUGUUCUCCACUGACCUUGACGUUUUGACCGGCCUUGACGUCCUCAUCUCCAUUACCUCCAGCCACAAGAAAUAUUUACAAAAUCUCAAAGUGUCUGCUCGAUAAUUGCAAAACCGUCUGGCAUAUUAAAUUCGUACUGAUUUUUGAUUGCAAAUUGCGCACGCAACGACCCCUUUAAUCAUCGCUUUCCGAAGGGUUAAACUAUGUAACAACUAUGAACAUGGAAAAUCGCACGUCUUAAAAAUGCGCCUUUCUUGUUAAAGAAUGCCAGAUACCCAUUUCAAAGUAUAUUCGUUUACACUAAUUUGAGCAAAAUACACAUCUGAUACCACCAGAUUAUAUACUAGGUAGGUAAGUAAAUGGGGGUGUGCUAAUCAUCCUUGCUUGCAGCUGGGAGCUAAACUGAAUUGCGUGAAGGACGCAGCUCAACCUGAUCGAGUCGAAGGCUUACUCUAGUAAGAGCGCCUCUGGCAGCCACCUUAUGACUCAUGUCUGAUCACGGAGCACAGAUAGUGUGAAAGGGUCAGUUAGGGGGAUAAAUCCCAACCCACCCUGUCACCAUUGAGUGAAUCCAUUUACCGAGUCAAAUCCGAGUCCGAGUCAAACGCCCGAGUCACGUAAAAAAAAGACGAAAUUGAUCGAAGAAAAUUCACAGUCGAAUAGGGUUAGGAGUAUGGUUAGGGUUUGGGUACUAAGUCUUUGAACCGACAAAGACAGUUAAACAGUGACUCGGACAUUUGACUCGGUUAACUCCGCAGUAAUUGAAUAGUCACAGUCGAAUAGGGUCCUAGUACGUUAGGAGUGGGGUGAGGGUUAGGGUUAGGACUUAGGGUACUAAGCCUAGGGUUAGGGUACUAAGUCAUUGAACCACAAAUUAAACCACUAAACAGUGACUCGGACAUUUGACUCGGGCUCAGAUUUGACUCGGUUAACCGACAAACUCUGUCACCAUUCCCUGUAGGAGGAAAUCGGAGUAUCCGGAGAGAACCAACGACUUUCGAUGGAGCGUUGACUCUUUUCACAUAAGUAUCAUUAGUCCAAUGUGAGGAUCGAAAGUAAAAAUAUUGCACAAAUGCUCGCAGCGAAUUCACAAAAAAAGUCCCAACAACAAUGAUUUCAAACUCUAAUAGAUUUCAUUCUAAAAUAAUACAAGCAGCUCCAACAUAUAAAUUAUGAGGAUAUUUACAAUAAGUUAGCGUGGUAUGAAAAAGUACAUUAAAUGUUUUCUUUUAAAGUUUUUGUUAACUUGGGUUACAUUGUAUAUCUCCUUCCCGAGACGUUUUGUUGUUCUCGAGUUCUUUUAAUAUCAAUCUUUCUUGUUCCAUAAUUUCUACCGGUUUCUUGUACUGAAAGAUAGAAAAUAGUUUUGAACUACAAUCCUGGAAAAAAAAAUUAAUUACUAGACUUCUUAAAUUUUCAUACUUUAUCCCCAUCUCCCCUUAUACAAUGUUGGUAUUUAGGUGACAUGUGUUGCAAAUCCACUUUAAUUGAACCAACAUUGUUUGGGUGGGAGGGGGGGGGAUCUAAGGUAAAUAGUUGCUUUAAUUGAAAAAUGCUCAUAUUUUCAUCAUAUGUUUUCAAAUUUGGGUUUAUUUUUCGAAAAGUCUACAGAUAUUUUUUCCAAGAUUGUAGUUGUGACAGUAAUUAAUGGGGGAGGGGGGUUGUACAAAGGCCAGAUAACACCACCAGGGUGUUGGUGUAGAAAAGAGACUUAGAAAAAUAUUUCCAUGUUUAAAAAGAAGUUGUUAGGAAGAUUGCUUUGAACAUUUUGUUAACCUACGAUUACGCUAACUGGCUUUUAUACAACCGGCCCCGAAUAGUGGAUUUUUUCAAGCUUCCUAAAAUUGUCUGUUGAUUCAUGGCAUAACCCAGACUAAACUUUAGUAUUCCAGCCUCUCCCCUUGAGAAGUAAAAUUGUCUGGCAUUAGACAGAGUAAAAUAAUGAAGUAGGGCACAUCAAGGCAGCAGGCACAAUGCAACUUGAUGGGUUAAGCAGUAACAAGAUUUCCCCACAAACACCAAUAAUAAACUACUGGUUGCAACACACUGCUACCUUAAUAAUGAGUGUGUUAUUUGCAUGAGCUAUUGAAAUAGCUUUAUGAUCCAGUCGUAGAUUAUUUCUGACCAUAUCUGGAAUAUGAUAUUUCUUGUAAUACCUAUAGAAAUUAACGUAAAUUACUGUACUGUAUAUGAUUUCAUGAAUGAUAAAAAAUGAAAGAUUCAAAAGAUUUAUUUUUCAGAAGAGAAAGUAAAUUAGAAAAGAGGUUAUGAAAAGAAUAAAUGUUUGAAAAUGAGACAGAGCUAUAUUUUAAGACUGAUUUCCAUAUAGUCAUAACUGUCAUGACCAAGUUAUGGUUCCCUCAAUGGUCACCAGUGUGAAACAGCUAGUUGGGAUCUUUCUUUUAGUAAUAUUUCAAAUCCGACUACGAGGACUGGACUAGAUGUCAAGUCAGCACAAUUUGAUCAAGUCAGAGGCGAAGCUGAGGACUGAAUCGAAAUGCGAGGACUUGAAAUCUAGUCCAGUCCUCAUAGUCGGAUUUAAAAUGACAUCUCAUACGAAUACAUCAAAACUUAAAGUGAGGUGAAUUAAUUUUGAUCCAGUCCUAGGACAGGAUCAAUAAACUUCACCAGGUAUCCAGUAUUAUCAUGUCAGCAAACUAAAGCAAUAUAAUGGUUGGCUAAUUUACUCAUGAAUCAUUAAAUAAUGAGUUUGAGAUUUUUAUGUACUGUAUGGAAAUCAGUCUUCAACUGAUUAAAGAGUAAUAUCUCCAAUGCAAUGCUACUACAUUGGCCACAUUAAUACCUUGAUACCAGGCUUUAAGUAAGUGACAGACUUUAUUUAUAAGAAUUGACUAUUAAUAUUGAGUAGUUCACUUUGUGCAGAUGUGUCCAAGGUGUUCUGGAACUUCACAGGAAAAAACCCGUACUCAUUGAUACAAAACAAUGCAUUACUUUUUAUUCUUUGUCCUUAUUAUAAUAUGUGUUUUAUCCUCAUCAACAGUCACUUCGUAAACAUCAAUGCUGAAUGGCAGAUUGCGUAUUCUCCACUGAAAUGACUCCCUGGUAUCCUUCCGUACAAAUAUUGGCUGAAAGUAAAAAUAAGUGAAGAACAUUCUAGGAUUGGAUGGGUAGGUGUGCACUAGGGUUGUUAUGGUGGACACUAGGGGAUAGGUAAGGCAGAUGGCCACCACCCAAAAAAAAAAAAAUUUUUAAACAAUAAGCUUUAAACUUACAUUACUUCUACUUUCAACAAUGUAGCUAGUUUCCAUAGGACUGGGCAUCGACACAUCUUCACCAAUUUCAAAUUCCCAUUUUUUGUCAGCUCCUAAUGUAGUUCUUGAUUUCCAUUUCCGAACUGACAGAAAAAAGGUUGUUGUAAAAAUGAUGACAGGUGCUGGUAUUGUGAUACAAUUUCUGACUGGAAUUGGUGCAUAUGUUCCAUACAUAGAUAACUAAUAACAUUCUUGAAAGUUUGUUUGGCCGAAAAUGUGAUGGAUGAAUUGCAGUGAUCAAUUCUAGCCUGGAUACAAUCAAAGAUGAUAAUUUAUGCAAAAUUACAUCAUAGAAUAUGAUCACAUGUGCAGUUCAGCAGACCUAUAUAUUCCAUUUUCAAAAUAUGCCUGCAAGCAGGCAGACAGGCUAAUUAUAACAUUUCCUAUAAAUAUAGAAAGUCAACUUCUCAAUUUAAUAGAGACAGUGUAAUAUAUUUACCAAGGAGAAGACCAGAAUGAACAUCAUAUUCUUCCACGAGUUCCUUGUCAGGAAAGGUGUAGUGGAUUUUUCGUCUACCUGUUAAUUUAUUGCAUAUUGUAGUCAUAUAGUGUGUGUACAGGCACAGCACCCAAACUUGUCUUUAUUUUUUAAAAGAAGUGUGUUUGUAAUUAUUUAAGGGCAGUGUGAUAAAGUACAUAAUUAAUAUUCUAUCACAAGUACGUACCAUCUUGGACUAAGCUUGUUUUUCGUGCAUUUUUCAAGCUCUCUAACCAAAUCAUUUCUUUUGUUUUGGUCGCCAUGACAGUUUGACAGGAUACGGCCGGAUGCUGGGUCCCUACGGUAUACAUACCCUACGAAUUUUAGUCCUAUGUUGCUAAAACCCCAUAGAAUCUAUGUAAACCCCCUAACCUAACCUUACCGUAAUCCUAACCAUAAUCAUCACCUUUGUGACGUCACUUCGGGAUUAUACCAUGGAAAGUCACCCACACUCAUCCGCUUUUGUUUUGCCAUUAUUGGUAAAAAACGCCGGGAAAAUAAAGGGUCGUUUGGGAAAAUUAAUUGGUUUUCGUGAUUCUAUUUUACCAUAUUAGUCUAAUUACAAGAGGUCAUGUAGAUUGAUUCGCCCACCAAAUGCGUUGGCAUGCACGCAAUAUUGUACGGUACUUGUAUUGUAGUAAAAAAGUCCACUCAUCGGCAGUUUUUUAUUGUUUUCGAUAUGUAAAUUUUCUAGGAAAUAACUGCUUCUAAUUGGUCAGAAAUCCCACAUUGGGCGAUUUGACUUCCGGCGUACUCUUCGAGUUGUUUUGUCACGAACAGGAGCGGAAUUUAGCACUUAUAACACAAUGUUUUGUUUUCCCUCCUCGAAGACUCAUUUAGACACUGUUCUCUUGCGAUUGUAGAAGUAAAUCUUGUUCGUAAGUAUAAAGUAUGGACUUAUCUAAGAGGAAUCAGUCUUUGAAAGGAGACAUUAAAAAUGGUCCGGUUCGAAAUGGACAAAGCAAUAUGAAGUGAAUAAUAAUACAACAGAUCAAAAGUCAUCAUUUCGUAUCAUGUUAGUUGUUUUUAUUGGUUUGUUAAUGGACUUAAUGGCGUUUGCUGUAAUAUUGCCUUUGUUACCUUCGCUCUUGGAUCAUUACAGCAAAGAUGAAGAGGUCAGUUGAAUCAUAUUUAUUAUAUACGGUAUACUCUAUUUUGGAUUCGUACGUGAUAUCACAUUAUCACUAUAUUGUUUGCUACAUAUUUAGUGUUAUGUAACUUUUUUGAGAACGCUGUUUAACUAAUUAACCCUUAUCUUUUUUCAGGCAAAUAUCAAAAUAUAUGGCUUUACCCUAUUUUAAGAGCAAAUAAAGAACAUAUUAAAACAAAAGCUAUAAACAUAUCUUGUUGAAAUAUGAUACCCAACUUGAUAUAAGCGCAAAUGAUAGCACAAUUUCAUAUCAAGAUGGGCCAAUAACCUUACCUAUAUAUAGCUUUGGAAUUAUACAUAAUUAUUCUUAUGAAGCACCCAUGAGGCACAUAUGCUUCUGUUUACGGUACUUGCUGAUUGACGAAUCGUGAUGAAUAGCACUUACGCAAAAAACAAUGGAGAUGGACUUCUGUAUAGUAUUCUGUGCAUGAGGCAUCGACAUUUUUAUACUGAGUGCACCCAGCUACAUGACCUACAUGUAUAACCUAGGGCUUAGGGUAACCGCAGAUUAUUUGAAUGGAGACUAGGUGAGCACCGUACUAAUCCUGCUGUUUUCAUUAUAUUUCUCUAGGAUGGUCUUUACAAAUUCUUUCAAACCAAUGUAAAUAGAUUUAGAGAUACCUUAAGAAUACCAAAUACAGAGAGAUACAACUUUGUUUUAUUUGGAGGUAAGCAAGAAAAAUUUUCAGUCUCAGUGAUAUACAGUGAAUAAUUCCUGUAUUGUGCCUCCCAGUCUUAAACAACCCCUCCUUCCAUAGUUCUAGUAAGCCCCUUUCUAAUCAACUCCCCCCCUUAAUACUUAGCUUUUCUUUUUGGAGGAAGAAAUUUAUUAGAUGCCCCUCUCUAAAUUGUACCCCACCCCCUUCAACUAAGAAACAUCAUGUGUGUUGAUUAAAUUCAUAAAUAUGCCUGGAAUUUCAUGUUAAUUUACUGUAUUCAUUUACUAUAUUCAACCAAAUCAAUAAGCCCUGCAUCUCUAUUAUACCUGGCCUCCUCUCUAAUAAGCUAACCAUUGAUUUUGAUGCAAACACCUUAUAAGUAUAGAAUACUACUUAUAUUGUCACUUAAGACCCCACCUUUAAUUAUAUAUAAUGUCAUUUUAAUUGUCAUUUUAUUGUUUUGAAGGUUUUGUUGGGUCAUUAUUUUCAUUCCUGCAGUUUAUAGCAAGUCCUGUUAUAGGAGCAUUGUCUGAUGUGUAUGGGAGAAAGUCUAUCAUAAUUUUAUCAAUGGCAAGUGUCAAGCUAAUACCAUAUAUAAUUUGACUGCAUGCAGGUCUUUUUUCAGGAUUUUUUUUCUGGGUUCAUUUUCUCAGAGAAGAUUGAAUUUACCUAAACAGUUGUGGGGGGCAGCCCCCUCCAGGGGUUUCUAGGGGCCAGAAGCUCCACGUUUUUAGUCUUUACAUGCUUUUAGAAUGGCUAGAAAUUGCAUUGAUUCUGUGUUGUGAAACAAAUUGCAGACGUUAUGUUGGUGUUUUCUUACUUUAUUGGGUUUUGUAUCUUUUUCAAACUUCAGGUUGGUGUAAGUGUGUCCUAUGCAAUCUGGGCUUGUUCAAGAAAUUUCACAAUAUUUGUCCUAGCAAGAAUUAUCGGAGGUCUUUGUAAGGGAAAUGUGACCAUUAGUACAGCUAUUGUAACUGAUGUGACCAGCACUGUAAACAGAGGGAAAGGAAUGGUAAGGUUUACACACUCUUUGAAGAUAUCUCUUACCAUAAAUCCACAAAUAAGCCCCUGCAUUAAUCCCCUCCUCAUUUUAAAGGAAGAAAUGCUUUAACCCCCUUCUUUACUAAUUAAAGCCCCCACUCAAAUAAUCCCUUCCGUAUUUUUUAUUUAUUAUUAUUAAUCUCCUCCUGUUUAACCCCCCCCCCCCUCCCUGCCCCCACCCUUAUCCAGAAGCCUCUGAGGAUAAGGUUGGUGGCAUAAAUAUAAGCCUGUAUUGAACAAUUUGAAGAAUUAACAGUUUAUAUAUUGCUGAGUGUAUUAAGCCACUAUAAUCAUUGUUUAGAAUCACGUACAGUGUGAUAUUUAUUGCAAGUUAGUUGUAACUAUGGAAUAUUUAAACAUUCUUACUAAUUGCAACAGGCUCUCAUUGGUGUUGCAUAUUCAGUUGGUUUCAUCGUUGGUCCGGUGAUUGGAGCGAUAUUUUCUAAACAAUCAGAAUCCUCAAGUGGUACACUAUAUGUAUUGCCUGCAAUCUUCACACUGGCUGUGAUAUCUGCUGAUAUAUUGUUCUUACUGUGUUUUCUGAAAGAAACCUUACCUCAAGAUAAGAGGGUAAUGAAUGAAUGAAUUUUCUUAAGAAAGAUUACAGGCUGGCUUGGGUGGCCUCUGAGGUCAUCAGUUUGAUUCUCACGUGGCGGACUCAAGACACCUGUAUGAAAAUCAGUCAACGCGUUACCGAAAUUCUUGGGCUUACUUUUGGUACUCUGGUUUCCUCCCAUAGGGAAUGCUGACCGAUUGCGUUGGAGUAUAUCCCAAACUAACCCUUUUAUCGUACUGUAGCUACAGUACGCUCCGUGAUCAAACAUGAGACAUACACACGUAAUUGCGUAAAAACGCACAAGUUGUAACAAACCUGCAGCAGACUUGUUGCAAUGCUGUUCCAACAACUUGUCAACAGGAUGUGUUCACAUUGCUUGUUCCCAGCUUGUUGACAAGUUGUCAACGGCUUGUUGACAACUUGCUACAAGGUUGUUGAGUUCAACAGACUUGUUACAAGUUGUUCCAACAAAUUGUUAUCGUCCUGCAAUUCAACAAUUUGUCAACAAGUUGUCAGUGACAGUUGUAGCAACUUGAUAAAAUAACAGCAUUGUUACAACUUGUUGACAAGCUUGCUCCAAGCCUGUUGCGAACACAUCUUGUUGACAAGUUGGGAGACUUUUACAUGUGUAGCUGUCAUGAUUUGCACGUGAUCAUGCAGACAUAAGACGCAAUCUGGGCGCUAUAAAAAAGUGUUUUAUAGCGCCCUGACACAGUCCAGCUGAGCUGUCAUUGCUAACUAGCACACGCGGCACAUACUCACGUUAAUUAAGCUUCAUUGAUUAACUUAGUUGGGGUUUUUUCACUUGAUUAUAGGCCAAGUCCUUGACUUCUGAAAUUAAAAAUGCAGUGCAGUUCAUAAAUCCAGUUUCUUUAUUUAAAUUUGAUGCCGUAAAUCUUGCAGAAAAAUCAGGUAAAUUCAUUUGAAAAUAUUGUAAGAAGUGCAAAAUAAAUAUUUUAAUUUGUAUAUGUUUUAAAGUAUAGGGUUGUGUGUGAAACCAUAGUUAAUAUAUAUGACAUGGUUUGGCCGAAACCCUUUGUUUUAGGUGAUUGUGUAUCUUGUGCAGGGUCACGGUUGAAAAAUCCUUUGUCUUUCUAUUGUUUGACAAUAGUCAGUUCAGAAAACUUGGCGAAAGGAAUGGGUACCAAAUAUUUGUUUUAUCUACCAGGGCCAUAUCUUACGGCAUAUUUUGCAAAUAACGAAGUAUUACCACCAUUUUUCGAUGGAAAAUGUUUGUGUUACAUCGUUUGGUCAAUUCUCAUUGAUUAAAACCAAUAUGUGCAGGGUCAAACUGACUGUUCAACCUCCAUGUUUGUUUAUAGCGUAAUUUCUUUGAAGUUUGCCGGGUUUCCUAACCAGAUCUUAUAACAACCAUGGUGAAACUGCACUGCAGAAAUACUGAAAUCGUGUCAUUAAUUAUUUCUGCAGAUUUAGGCGAAGUCAAGAGAAUUAGUUUGGUCUAUUUCCUUUAUUUGUUUUUCUUUUCUGGCAUGGAGUUCACGCUGACAUUUCUUACACACAGUGUAUUUAAAUACAGCAGGUCUGUAUAACAUUAUUGCUUUCUCACAUAUAUAACUGAUCGUGGGACUUUUAAGAUCCGUUUACACUGCUGCGGUUUCUAGUGCGAUUUUCUUCUAAUGGAUGCAUGUGAACAAGUGGAUGAGCUUUGAAAGUUCAGAUGAUUGCAUUCUAAUUUCUCAAAUCUCAUUUCCGCGCUCAAACUAGAGAGAUCGAAACAUUGAAACUAUCUAUAUAUAAUGAGUGAUUUUGCAAGAAAUAAAAACGAAAGGAGGAAGGGUCGAUAAUGUAUGUUUGGAGGAACGCAAGAUAACAUAAAUUUGAAUACAAGACCGGCUCGGGAUUUCAGACAAUUACAGCAUAGUAUACUACUGUUGACUCUAUAUAUACGGAAUUCAGUACGGUAAACCUGUUUUAGUGUUUGAUUGGAAAGCAGUCACUCUUUUUCUCACAAUGAAAAGAAGAAAACGUUUGCAGUCGUAAGAAAAAUUAUAACCUUGAUAUCCACACUCCAAUAGGCAAUAAAACGAAUUUUAAGCCAAGCAUUCUAACUUCUCUUGCAGUAUGCAACAAGGCAAGAUGUUUUUUGUUAUGGGAAUUAUAAUGGCCGCUGUACAAGGUAUACUAUAUAAUGGAAAAUGUGGUAGUUGAUUUUAAGUCCAGUUUCGUAGGGUUAUAGUGUUUACACCGUCAUAUCUGUUUUUAGGAGGAUAUGUGAGAAGAAUAGCGCCCGGAGGAGAGAAAAAAUUAGCUUCACAGGUAAGCUUUAAUCACAAUAUUUCUUAGAAACUGUAUAUGAAUAUAAGCAGAUGCCACAUAUACUGUAUAAAAUCGAUAAAAUAUUGUUAACUGAUUCUUCUCAUUAUAAUUAUCUUCAUUCACAGGGAAUGUUCGCCCUCAUACCUGCCAUGUUGUUGUUGGGCUCAGCUUCUUCAACGAAACUGUUUUAUUGUGGUAUUAUUCUCUUCGCUUUCGGUAUGUAAUUUACUUUGUUCAUGUGCUCGAUGUCCCAAAAUACACCCUUACGAAAAACAGAUCGCCUUGGCUACAGACCACACAUCUGUUCUACAGUACAUAUCUUCGUUAACGUUUCCAUAUACUUAAUUAUAGGCCUUCGCUUUAAAGCCUUUCAUUAUUUACGGUCGUAAUAAAUUAUAGUUUCGCUUCGUCUGUUUCAUCCAAUGAGUAACGUAAAUAUUCCUUCAUUGGAUGAAACAGAGUGUAGUGAAAACUUUGAGUUAGGCAAAAAUGUAAAUGAUAAAAGGCCCUAAACCCAAGGUUACAAUAACGAAUGUAUGGUCCUGUUGGGUUGUAUAUAGGCAAGAUAAUGGACUUUCCAGCGAGAUGCAUGAAUGCAAUCUUUGUAAUAUUUCCCUUCGUGUCAAUCUCAGUUUUAAUCUCAAAAUCCGUCCAAUGAAGGUGGGGGUUAGUUUGUUCCACUAUCUUCGGGUUUCUUACUGUAUUCGGGUGCUCUUUAAUUCGUUAACACUGGGUUAAAAAAUAAAAUACACCAGCAAUGAUGAGGCUUUUGUGCAUAAUGUGUUAGUGAGUCUAACAUCCAUGGCUAGAAAGCAAUCCAAACAGAAGAGAGAGCUCUGAGAACACGAAUUAAAGAGCACACAAACGCGGAGAGAAAAGACGGUGAAUAUCAUUCUCAUUUCCUAUGUUUCCAACAUUUCUCCCCAGGUGCUGCGACAGUUGUUUCAGCUUUAACAACGAUUAUUUCAAAAUAUGGUAAGCUUUUGAACCAUUUCACACAAGGAAUAUUCUCGAGCCAUAAUUUAUGGUAAAACGACUGAGUAUCUUAUGUUUUCUUAGGUGACGCAACUCAGAAAGGCAAAAUAAUGGGAAUAUUUCGAUCUCUCGGUGCGCUGGCUCGUGCUACUGGUCCGUUCUUUUCUUGUGCAAGUAAGAUUAAAUAUCUCGUAGAUUGAUACUAAAUGUUCGAAGCUGCACACACACAAA